AUGGGCUCGACAACGGAAACCGUGACUACCGCCCCUUCGGGACGAUUGUUUUCUAAGGGCACGGAUGUGAAGUAUGGAGACUUCCGUGAUGACCUGCUGCAAAAUGGCUUUGCCGUUGUCAAGGGCGCCGUUCCCCGCGAGCGGGCGCUGAAGUAUGCCGAUGGUAUCUAUGAGUGGCUGGAGGGCUUCAACCUCGGUUUCAAGAGAGAUGAUCCCUCGACUAUUCACAAAGACCACCUUCCCGAUAUCAACGAGAAGGGUAUGUGCUUGGGAUACGCCGUCUCUCACGAAUCCUUUACUUGGGGCGUGCGCCAAGAGCCCAACGUCAUCGAGGCUUUCGAGAAGGUCUAUGAUACCCCGGACCUUAUCGUCUCUUUCGACUCCAUUGGUAUUGGAUUCCCCAACCGCAAGGACAUUCAGCCAAACAAGCCUUGGCCCCACCAGGAUCAGGACCCUGAGAAGCCUGGAUUCCGCUGCCUGCAGGGUCUGGUCAACUUGCUUCCUAACGGGCCGAAGGAUGGUGGCUUGAUUGUAUGCAAGGGGGCGCAUUUGUUGAGUGAAGAGUUCCAUGAGGAAUUCAAGAAUGAGGAGGAGAAGAUUUGGUCUUGGACCAAGGAGUGGUAUGGCUUCACAGAGAAGGGCCUAAAGUGGUUGGAGAAGAAGGGAUGCGAGUGGAUCAAGAUUGAGGCUGAACCCGGUGACCUUCUCCUUUGGGACUCUCGCACUCCUCACUACAAUGUCUCCUCCGAGACAAACCAGCCGCGCUUCUGCGUGUACACCUGCUUCAUGCCCGUCGCAGAUGCUACUAAGGAGCAACUCCUCAUCAAGAAGAAGGCCUUUGAGGAGACCAAGAUGACCACCCACUGGCCCAACGCGAUGCACGUUGUUGACCUCCCGGUGUACAGGAACGGAGAGGCAGACCCAUACCAGCGCUCUUCUCCUCGUGAGCCGGUGCAGCUCUCUGAUCGGGGUUUCAAGUUGACUGGUAUUCCUUACCUCGAGCAGAUGGCUUAA
Penicillium cataractarum is the source of this 1014-nucleotide messenger RNA. RefSeq lists its product as uncharacterized. The record is from RefSeq and is a predicted model, not a curated record. The transcript has 4 exons. Bases 1 to 1014 code for a protein of 337 amino acids. Lineage: Eukaryota; Fungi; Ascomycota; Eurotiomycetes; Eurotiales; Aspergillaceae.